Messenger RNA from Phragmites australis (common reed), 1158 nucleotides. Its product is annotated as agamous-like MADS-box protein AGL65. Gene Ontology annotation, biological process: regulation of transcription by RNA polymerase II. NCBI's taxonomy places the organism in Eukaryota, Viridiplantae, Streptophyta, Magnoliopsida, Poales, Poaceae. The transcript is spliced from 11 exons. Gene Ontology annotation, molecular function: protein dimerization activity; RNA polymerase II cis-regulatory region sequence-specific DNA binding; DNA-binding transcription factor activity, RNA polymerase II-specific. The record is from RefSeq and is a predicted model, not a curated record. The coding region runs from base 1 to 1158 and encodes 385 amino acids.
AUGGGGAGGGUCAAGCUGAAGAUCAAGAAAUUGGAGAACAUCAGUGGGCGGCAGGUCACGUAUUCGAAGCGGCGGUCGGGGAUCCUGAAAAAGGCCAAGGAGUUGUCAAUACUCUGCGACAUUGAUCUCAUCCUUGUCAUGUUCUCUCCCACAGGGAAGCCCACCAUAUGCAUCGGCGAAAGAAGCAACAUUGAGGAGGUCAUAGCAAAAUAUGCUCAACAAACCCCUCAAGAAAGGGCUAAAAGGAAACUGGAGAGCUUAGAAGCCCUAAAGAAGACUUUCAAGAAGCUAGACCAUGAUGUAAAUAUUCAGGACUUCUUAGGCUCUGGGGGUCAGACAGUCGAGGAGUUAUCAAGCCAUCUCGGAUCGUUGCAAUGCCAAAUGGCAGACGUUCAAAAGCGUCUCAGUUAUUGGAGCGAUCCCGACAAGGUUGAGAAUAUCGACCAUAUAAGAGCGAUGGAGCAAUCUCUGAGGGAAUCUCUUGAUCGCGUCCGAAUCCAUAAAGAUAACGUUUCAAAGCAGCACCUGAUCGGCCUGCAGUGUGCUGCUGCUCAGUUCCAGCACGACAUGCAGUUGCCUCUAGGACUGACCGGUGACCCGAGCCCUUCGUCAUGGUUCCACAACGGCGGCGCCGACGGCCAUCAACCGAUGAUGCUACACGAUGACCCCUGCUUGAUCCAUCAGAGCGACAUCGGGUGCUCAACGAGCACAUCGCUGCAGAGCUACCCGGGCUACUUCAGCAUGAGGAAGCAAUCGACGGACACCAGCGGCGGCAGCGAGCACGGGCAGCCAACGGUGCAGCAGCAGCCGCCGGAGUUCGGCCAGGCCGAGUGCCUGACGUCACUGAACUUGGGCGCGCAGUUCCCGUACACACCCUUCGAUCACACCAGCCUGCUUAACGAGAGGAUGUUCAGGCCGGACAUGGAGCUACAAGACGGCGGAGCGGGCAUCGACUUCGGUGGUGGCCACUUCGACCUGCCCAGACCUGGCGACGAGGCCAGCUUCCAAAACUGGGCGUCGGCGGCCUACGGCGCGGCCAUGAUCGACCACCACCAGCAGCAGCAGCAGCAUCACCAGCAGCAGCCAUCGUCCGCACAAUCUCUUGUUCAAACCAUGACUAAAUCUCUGACCAUCAGCUUCAUGCAGCAACAAAUCUAG